AUGGAAGCGCUUCAAGACAGGCUUGAAAGCGCCGCCCAAGUGCCAGCCCGGCCUCCGUACCCACUGUCAAGUCUCAUACAGGAGAUCCGGCUGCAGAAGGGGAGACCAGUGCUUGUAGUGGAGAUAGCGCAGCCCUCCCCCUCUUCCACCCCGGAGGAUGUCGGCCGCCUGGCUAAGCAACUGCAAGGCAACGGCAUGGCUUCAACAAGGGGUGUGCAGUAUGCAGGCUGGGGCGCAGACGCACUAGCAGUCCUGACAGACUUGGAGGCAACGUCCAGCGGCUAUGCAGACCUUGUGGCAGCCUGCAGAGCUGCGAAAGUGCCUGUGUUGCAGCGCGACUGGGUUUUGCACCCCCUGCAGAUAGUGGAUGCAAAGGAGGCUGGAGCAGGUGGCGUGCUGGGCACAAUUGCUAGCGUGAGCGUGCGAGCGACACCGGUGCUGUCGUCCUUUGCUGCAGCCGUGGGACUUGAUGCUCCAGUGGAGGUUGUCAAUAAGAUGGAAGUGGAAGCUAUGGCGAGCGUGGGGGUGCCAUUCUUUGGCAUCAACUUAGCCGUGGGGCUCUCCCUUGCGCUUCCAGGCUUCAAGAGCGACAUCACCAAAGGCCUUCUUGGUGCCCUUCCACAGGGAGCUUCCUCUUUGGUUGGUGUGACCAGCAUAGAAGAGGCAGUGAAGGCGCAUGCAGCAGGAGCAGACUCGCUGCUCAUAAAACGGGAGAUGCUGGCCGAUGCUGAGAAGGAAGGCAAGGUGGAGGAACUGCUGGAGCGAUUGAAGAGAACGCUCAUGGUUAGCGUGCUGGCGCAAGACGCCAAACCAUACAACGGUAUGAACGGCGAGCGGAAGCAGCCAUGGGCCCUGGAAUUGCACGACAAAGUCAACAUAGCUGCUCUUCCAGUUCUGGGGGGGCUGUGUGCAUUGUCACUUCUGGGGUACUAUGAAGGAGCCAAGGUCACCAAUGUCUUCCUCUUGUACAUCAUUGCAGACUUCUUGUGGAUCUAUUUCCAGCCAGAGACUUUGCCAUCGCUACAUCAAGUCAUCCUGGGGCAUCAUGUUGUCACGCUCCUGCUUCUUCUCUUCCCAUACAGAUAUCCGGCCUUUGCUCGCUUCACCUGCUGGGACGGCAUCACUGAGAUCAACACCUUCUUCUUGAUAGCACGGCGACAAUUCCCAGCUCUGUACAAGCCCUUGCACUAUGCCUACUGGAUAUCAUUCAUACCGAUGCGGCUCAUACUGUACCCAUACAUGCUUGUGAGGUUCUGGGUGGUUCUGGACGAGUUCCCCUUGUAUGAGCGCCUGCCGGUGGUGCUGUGCCAAUUCCUGCUCUGCUGUUUCAACUACGGCAUGUUCUGGUUGAGCAUCAGGAGGCGGCUGGUGAAGAGGAGCAAGAAGCAGGUCAGCACAGCGCAGGUGCCGGCUGUGAACCGGUGUACAGACAGGCGCAAUGUGAGGGGCGAGCUGCAGGAAAAGAGCUCCAAGGAGAAUGGAGUGAAGGACAUCAGGGCAGAGGCGGCCAGCCAGGAGAUUUUGAAAAGCAGGUGAAGGUGCAGGACCUUGCAGCUCUGCAGUAUUCAUGGCGGUUUUGGAGUUCUGAAGCAGCAGCAGUGGCUGAACGGAUGCUGGAUUUUUCGUCGAGGACAAGAUCGCAAUGGUUCCCCUAC
This is a messenger RNA of Coccomyxa subellipsoidea C-169, 1655 nucleotides long. RefSeq lists its product as hypothetical. The record is from RefSeq and is a predicted model, not a curated record. Gene Ontology annotation, cellular component: membrane. NCBI's taxonomy places the organism in Eukaryota, Viridiplantae, Chlorophyta, Trebouxiophyceae, Coccomyxaceae. The transcript has 10 exons. Bases 1 to 1536 code for a protein of 511 amino acids. Gene Ontology annotation, molecular function: phosphoribosylanthranilate isomerase activity; indole-3-glycerol-phosphate synthase activity. Gene Ontology annotation, biological process: L-tryptophan biosynthetic process.